GGAAUGUUUUCCACUUUCAAUCACACACAAGGCGCUCUUUAAGCUCCGCUGUUGCCACACAGAGCAGCCAUUCAUCGGCUCUACAGUCAGCCACACACUCCCAUGUUGAACCAUUGGACAUCUAAAUUGGUGUAGCAGCUUUUGCGUAAACGGAUUUCCAGCCGACGGUGGAGAGGACACUUUUACGCAGCAGUAUGGCUUUGCCUGAGAAGAGUCAGCAGUAACUGGGAUCGUUGUAGACUCCAAACAUCUUAUUCAGUUAAAACGAAUUCAUUACACUGAAUAGUUUGGACUCUCUCGAAAACUAAUUUUGCAUUCAAAGGGGGGGUCUUGUCAUUAAUUGAAAGUAAAAUUUGAAAAAAAAAAAAAAAAAAAUGUCGGGCGAGGAGCACAGCCUGUCCGAGGCGGAGCUGAGUCCCGGAGGGUCAGACGAUGGUCAUUCACUCUCACCAACUCAACCCGGAGCGCCGCCCGGCCAGGACUCACCUCUGACCGGGCCGCCGCAGCAGCUGACCGCGCUCUGUGUCGCGGAUGGCAGCGGGGAUGAUGGAGGCAGAUCCAGAGCCAAAUCAGAGGAGGAGGACGAUCGCUUCCCGAUCGGUAUCAGGGAGGCGGUCAGUCAGGUGCUGGACGGAUAUGACUGGACACUUGUGCCUAUGCCGGUGCGCGUAAACAACGGAAACAAAGCAAAGCCCCACGUCAAGAGGCCCAUGAACGCCUUCAUGGUGUGGGCUCAAGCGGCGCGGAGGAAACUGGCCGACCAAUACCCCCACCUGCACAACGCGGAGCUCAGCAAGACCCUGGGCAAACUGUGGAGGCUGCUGAACGAGAACGACAAGAGGCCAUUCAUCGAGGAGGCGGAGAGGCUGAGGAAACAGCACAAGAAGGACUACCCAGAGUACAAGUACCAACCCCGGAGACGCAAAAACGGCAAACUAACGACUGCUAGUGAGUCUGAUAGCCAGGGGGAAGGGGAGGCCAGCCACUCCCAGUCACACUACAAGACCCUGCAUCUAGAGCACAACGGCGGGGCCGGGUCUCCCCUGGGUGACCUGCACCACCAUCACCAUCACCACCACCAUCCUGCUGGUCAGGGUCACAGCCCACCCACGCCCCCCACCACCCCAAAGACAGAACUCCAGUCUGGGAAACUGUCAGAUUCCAAGAGGGAUGGGGCAGCAGGAGCGGCCGGAGGAUCAGGGGGGUCCAGGGGAGCCCUCGGGGUGGGGGCUGAAGGUGCAUCCGGUGGUCCCUCGUCAUCAGGCGCUAAACCCCACAUCGACUUUGGCACCAUGGACAUCGGCGAGAUCAGCCACGAGGUGAUGUCCAACAUCGAGCCAUUUGAUGUAAACGAGUUUGACCAGUACCUCCCUCCAAACGGCCACCCGCAGAGUGGAACCGGCGCCCCUUCAGCUGGAUCCUCGGCCUCAUCUUAUGCCUACGCCCUGGCUGCUGCUAGUGGGCACUCCGCCUGGCUCUCCAAACAGCAGCAGCAGCCUCAGGCCUCUCCGUCUUCCUCCGACCCCUCCAAGGCCCAGAUCAAGAGCGAGUCUGCGUCUGGGAGCCACUACGCUGAGGCCUCGUCCUCUCCCUCCUCAGGCACCCAUGUCACCUACACCCCUCUCAGCCUCCCUCACUACGGCUCCGCUUUCCCCUCGCUGGCCUCCAGGGCUCAGUUUGAGUAUGGAGAGCACCAGGCCCCGGGGGCGUACUAUGCCCACUCCAGCCAGGCCCCGGGGCUGUACUCAGCCUUCUCCUACAUGGGCCCUACACAGAGGCCUCUGUACACUACCAUAGGAGACCCCUCCAGCGUGGCCCCCUCUCACAGCCCCACACACUGGGAGCAGCCUGUUUACACCACACUCACAAGACCUUGAGGGAGACCAGCUGAGCAGAGGGAAAUAUGGGAAGCGUGUGAGUGGAUCUGUGUGUCUGUGUGUGUGUGUGUGUGUGUGUGUGAGUGUGUGUGUGUGUGUGUGUGUGUGUGUAUGUGUGUGUGUGUGCAAAUACGCAGCAUGUGAUUGUGUAUAUGUGUGUGUGUCCAUGCCAUAUUGAUGUUGUAUUAGAGGUUUUUACUUUUUUAGCCAAUAUAAUGCAAGACGCAUCCACGGGGCCUUACACAGAUGAAUAAAAAAACAGCCACAAACUCACACAGUAUAAGGUGUGAAUCAUGGGUCAACAGCCAAUCAAAAGAUAAAUAAACUUUAACAAAUGUGUGCCAUCAAAAAUAUUUGAGUUGGGAUGUACAGCAAGUUUGUAUACAAGAGACGAGACGAGUGAGAGAGACACUGAGAGUGGAUAGAUGUGGACGAGUGACUCAGUUUUGACCCAGACGCGAUGGGUUCAGACUGACAUAAUCAGAUUUUAUUAACCAAACUAAAGGAUGUUUUUGAUGUCAUUGUGUUAUUUUAUAUGAGUAGUAACUUUAUUGUCAUUGUUGAUAUCCUAGGGUGUAACUUUAUUGUGACUGAUUUGAUAUUACACUUACACAUCUGCACCACUGCUUUGGGAAAAAGCAUGUAUUGUUUCAAUAAGAUGUUCCCUGGGGUUGUUGUUUUUUUUUUCGUGGCCAGAAAAGGAUAGUUGCAACCUUCUUUCUUUGUAGAUAGCACAGUCUGUAUUUCUGUCCUUUCUUUACAUGGACUUCACUGAACUGAGCAAUUAAGCAUUUAAGGGGAAAAUAGGAAAAAGAGAGGGAAAGAGAGCUCUUAAAGGUGUAUUUCAGCUUAUCGCUCAGUCUUGGACACUUACCUCAACUCUUUUCAUUUUGUGCCAGUAGCAAAGGAGGAGUGUGACCCUGGAUACCUGAUCGACUGAGGGUAUUCAAUAUAUCAGAACCUUAAAUGUCCACUUCAGUCUUCUUUUUUGCUUCCUAAGUGCCUAACAUUUUUUGCUGAUUCACAUCUGAUUUAUCCAAUUACUCAGUUAAAAUCUAUAAGCACAAAGUCUCAACCAAACCUCUCCAGAUAAUUGGCCAGCUUUGGGUCCUACUUAAGGAUUAGAAUCACAUGUAUGACCAUUCUGCGCUGCAUGUAGGCCAAAAGCAUGUUUUAGUCUUUACAAAUAGCCCUCUUCCUCUUCAGCAAUGUGAAUAAUGGUCAUUACCACAGGUUUCACCUUUAUUAAGUGAUGCAUACUUUAUCAUUUUAUACUGACCCUCUUACCAUGUAGUUAUUAUUUUUAUGUAAGUAAUAAUGCAUUGUGUGUCACAACUUUGCUUCUUCCAUUUUGUAUAAUUCUGGAUAGUUUUGUAAAGUGUUUGCUAUACAUUCACUUGAGUAUUUUGGCUUCCUUACAAGAAAAGCAAUGUUGAAAUAUUAUUGUUGUCAUUUAUUAAAUCAAUUUAUUUAUAAAAAAAAAAAAAAUGCUGUGUAAGAUCGUGGUUUUAUGUGGCAGUGUUGGUGUGGAGAAAACACAUGGUGCAGUUAGCAAGUGAAGGGUGAAAAAAAUUUAAAACACGCUGCUGACGUGUGAACUGCAAUAAAAACACAAUCGGCGCCCCACCAA
Seriola aureovittata is the source of this 3507-nucleotide messenger RNA. RefSeq names its product transcription factor Sox-10-like. The coding region runs from base 375 to 1877 and encodes 500 amino acids. The record is from RefSeq and is a predicted model, not a curated record. NCBI's taxonomy places the organism in Eukaryota, Metazoa, Chordata, Actinopteri, Carangiformes, Carangidae. The transcript has 4 exons. Gene Ontology annotation, biological process: enteric nervous system development; peripheral nervous system development; negative regulation of transcription by RNA polymerase II. Gene Ontology annotation, cellular component: nucleus. Gene Ontology annotation, molecular function: RNA polymerase II cis-regulatory region sequence-specific DNA binding; DNA-binding transcription factor activity, RNA polymerase II-specific.